Molecule: messenger RNA, 1071 nt
Organism: Colletotrichum lupini
Lineage: Eukaryota; Fungi; Ascomycota; Sordariomycetes; Glomerellales; Glomerellaceae
Product: RNA polymerase II subunit A domain phosphatase SSU72
Exons: 4
Coding region: 1-1071 (356 amino acids)
Biological process (GO): termination of RNA polymerase II transcription
Cellular component (GO): nucleus; mRNA cleavage and polyadenylation specificity factor complex
Molecular function (GO): RNA polymerase II CTD heptapeptide repeat phosphatase activity
Source: RefSeq, a predicted model, not a curated record
AUGGAGGUCGCAAAUGGCACCACCGGCGCCGCAGCAGCCGCAAAUGCUGGAGCGAACUCGACGGCACCUCCUGCGAACGGCGGCGAUGCUGCGGCCGCUGCUGCUUCUUCAAGCGACUUCAAGCUCAAGUUCUGUACGGUGUGCGCGAGUAACCAAAAUAGAUCAAUGGUCUCCCACCUCCGCCUCGCCCAAGCAAACUACCCCGUAAUCUCCUUCGGCACAGGCUCCCUCGUCCGCCUCCCCGGUCCCUCGAUAACCCAGCCAAACGUCUACCAAUUCAACAAGACCUCGUACGACUCCAUCUUCAAAGAGCUCGAGUCCAAAGACACGCGCCUCUACCGCGCAAACGGCGUCCUCAACAUGGUCGACCGCAACCGCCACGUCAAGUGGGGGCCCGAACGCUGGCAGGACUGGCAGGUCGGCAUGCCGCGCCUCACCCACGCCGAAGACCGCGGCAGCGUCGGCGUCGAGGGCGGCGUCGUCGAUGUCGUGAUUACCUGCGAGGAGCGCUGCUGGGACGCCGUGAUCGACGACCUCAUGAACCGCGGGAGUCCGCUGAACAGGCCCGUCCACGUGAUCAAUGUCGAUAUCAAGGAUAACCACGAGGAGGCCAGCGUCGGCGGGCGCGCGAUUCUGGACCUGGCGAACGCGUUGAAUGCCGCGGCGACCGAGGAGCGCGAGGCUGUCGGGGCGGCGGCGUUUGAUGGCGGGAGCGCGGCGGGCAGGGCGAGCUUUGAUGAGAGGGUCCCGGAUAUCUUGGCUGCGUGGCAGGAUCGGUGGCCUCACUUGCCUGCUCCGCGGGACCAAGAGGCGUCCUACAGUGACGAGAAGCUCCCGACUCAACAACUCAAGAUGGCGAAGUGCGGGUUGAAGGAGACGCUACAGUAUCUACAGUACCUACAAACAUUGUUUGUCCGACGAACAAGGUAUAUGGCAGUCAUUGACGAGUUGGACGUGGGAACUGAGCAUAUCGUUCUCGCGUUACGACGUGGAACGGAAGCCAUAGCCGAGCUCGAAGAACAGAAGCGGCGAGAGAAUCUUGGAAGAUGCGGCUCCGCUAGCGAACUUUAA